Messenger RNA from Megalops cyprinoides (Indo-Pacific tarpon), 1264 nucleotides. RefSeq names its product inhibitory synaptic factor 1-like. The coding region runs from base 311 to 1255 and encodes 314 amino acids. The record is from RefSeq and is a predicted model, not a curated record. NCBI's taxonomy places the organism in Eukaryota, Metazoa, Chordata, Actinopteri, Elopiformes, Megalopidae. Gene Ontology annotation, biological process: inhibitory postsynaptic potential. Gene Ontology annotation, cellular component: postsynaptic density. The transcript is spliced from 2 exons.
GCGUCUUUGAUUUUUUUUUACCACACUUGCUUUUUGUUUUCUUUUCUGAGUUUAUAGCUUCUUCUUGUACUGCUUGAUCUUACCUUUAAAAGAAAGCCAUGGAUCUUUAGGACUCACAAGAAAGAAACAGGCAAGACAAGCUCUUUUAGCUGCCCAGGUGAUUUUAAGAUGUUGAGAUCUCCCUGUGUCCCCGGGGCUCCUGUUGGGAUCAGUAGUACCGCGGCUCCUCGUGGCCAGAGACAUGGACCCCGAAUCGGCUCCCCCCCAACCACAGCGUGCCACCCCUUGGCCCCACAUCGCUCUGUGAAGGAUGUCCCUACGCACAGCUCCGGCCCGGGACACCUCUGAGACCCCCUGCCAGAGAGAACAAAUACGCAGCCAAAUGAAGAUGGUGAUCAACCAGCUGGAAGGCAUUCUCAAGGAGCUCAAGGAUGUGGCCAAGGAGCUCAGGGAGGUUGUUGGUCAGAUUGAUAAGCUGACAGCGGACUUUGACUUUGACCUGGAGCCAGAUGACUGGACAGUGGCCACGGUGAGCAGCACGUCCAGCAGUGAGAGGGGGCUGGGUGACACCUUUAGGCUGGACCUCUUCAACCCGGAUGUGCUCUCCGACAGCUGGGAGUUCUGCACUUUCCUGGAGCCCACUAACCUGGGUGCCAUCCCCAAGAGAAAGCCCGCAAAGCAGCCAGAGGACACUGAGAAAGGGAAGGAGCCUGUGACAGCAGUGAUGGCAGCAACGCCUUACUCUCAAAUGAACGGGGGCCUACCCAUCCCAAACGGUCCCCUGAUCAUCACCCCGGACUCAUCCAGCGAAGAAGCCACCAGCUCCACGUACAGCCACAAGACCUCGCGGACCUCCGGCACCAGGGAGCGGGUCCGAUUCAGCGACAAGGUCCUGUACCACGCACUGUGCUGUGAUGAUGAUGAGGACGAGGGGGAGGGGGAAGAGGAGGGUGCCAACACAACACCAGAGACAGACAGCGAGCCCAGCCCCCUUGCCACAUCGCCAACGCCCACACUCUCGCCCACUGAACACUCCCUCCACAACUGUAUGGACUCCUCUCUCCCCUCACUUGUACGGUCCGGGGUGGUGCAAACAGCAGUGGCGACCCCCAUGGCACCAAAAAAAGGCCUCCUCAAACCAAGCUGCCGGAAAAAACUGCUACGGAACAGCAGUACACAGACUGUCUCUGACAAGAGCACCCAAACUGUACUGCCCUACAUCCCAGCCAAACAGAAAUCUAAGGACCAGCACUGAGAAAAAAAA